Molecule: messenger RNA, 2038 nt
Organism: Exophiala mesophila
Lineage: Eukaryota; Fungi; Ascomycota; Eurotiomycetes; Chaetothyriales; Herpotrichiellaceae
Exons: 1
Coding region: 339-1859 (506 amino acids)
Biological process (GO): piecemeal microautophagy of the nucleus; activation of protein kinase activity; autophagy of peroxisome
Cellular component (GO): phagophore assembly site; Atg1/ULK1 kinase complex
Molecular function (GO): molecular adaptor activity; protein kinase activator activity
Source: RefSeq, a predicted model, not a curated record
CUUCAAACCUGACUUCUGUACCCCAGACGGAACACAUGGGAUGACUUCCGUCAGAUCCACUUCAACCUCUAACUCCGUACCGUCCAGCCAGCCUUGGCUUCUUUUCUCCAGAGUCAAGACACUCUAGCCUGCACCAGGCACCCCAGUCACCACCACCGCCUCAAAAGUCUCCUGGUAGUAAUCGAAGAUUGAAUCCAGUCCGCAAGGCUGAUGUCACGAACCCAACUAUUGUGCUGGUAAGGUUAUGCCUAAUACGACCUACUCGUCCAUCAUCACCGAUUCAACCUGUACCCCAACACAGGCCAACAAACCUUACAUCUAGAUCAUCCUCCCCAAAGAUGGCGCAAUCUCCAGAUUAUCAAUCUUCGCCAUCACCAAUCUCGUCCACUCAUGCUCACUUACCACACUCUCCUCCUUCAGUCGAAACCCUGGUCGAAUAUCUGGUCUCGGCAAAGAAAUCACUCGGGAGCUUCAAUCUUGUUCACCGUGCCACAACCAUUCUCCUUGAAACACGUACCUCUCUAGAAUCCACCACUGCUCUUCUAGCAAAGACCUGCUACCUUCGAAAAUCAUUGGCUGCCCAAGUCAAAAUCCUCCGCCGUGUUCAAUUUGAAUUAGAGGCUGCCGCCCAGGCCAUCCAACAUGAUUUCGAAGCCGUCAUUCGAGAGCUUGAUGACACGGAUUCAAGGCUCCACCAAUACAUUCAACUCCUCAAAGACACUCAGAUUGAGCAAGCCUUCAACCCUACUUCCUCUUCCGGACCUGGCCUCUUCCCCCAUGCACCCAAAGAGACCCUUCACGACUUUGUCGAUGACAAGGGUAUCGACACCAUCAAAAAUGCCAUGAAAAUAGCCAUUGACAACGCUCAAGCCGCCCAUCAUGAUAUCAACCAAUCCAUUCAUACCUUGGAAGAAGACCUUCAAUCAGUCAGCCAAGUCCUCCACAACCGCAUCGACGCCUCUGGUACCGAAAGCGAGCUUCAAGCCCCAACCAUAUCCAGGACACUGGAAAUUCUCGAAACCCAUGCACGUGAGAUGGCCCAAGGUCUCACCUCCUUAGCUCGCCACUUUGACCAAUGCGUCAAAGCCCUCAAGCACACCGAAGGUGGUGGAGAAGCAGUCUUACAGACCAUGUCAGACGAAGACUCACUCCGAGGAGCCAUGAGCCAAGGGCUCGAUGAUCAGAUGCGAGAUUCUACCAACCCCAUCACGGAAGAAGAAAGACUUGAACUCCUUCAAGUAGUCGAGUCUGACGCCGCCCAAGUCGAUGAAGUGGUCCUAGAACUCCAAGAUCGCAACGCCGAUAUGGAAUCCCAUCUCGAGCGAGUCUCGCUGUGGCGCGAACGCCAGGAAUCCGCCUACGGCGACGUCAUCACAGCAUUCAAACUCCUCGAUAAGAUCGGAUCCCGCCUUCAAAGCUACGUCGCCGAUACCGCCCGGCAUUCAAGUCGCUGGAACCAGGAACGCGCUCAAAUCGAAGACGGCAUCAAUGGAAUGGAACAACUGUGCGACCACUACGCCAAUUUUCUACAUGCCUACGAUGGCUUAAUCGUUGAAGUCGCCCGACGAAGGGCAGUGAGGAAACAUAUGGAACGAGUUGUGGCCGAGGCACGAGAGAGAUUAGACGUCUUGUAUGAACAAGACGCUAAACUACGCGGAGACUUCCGUGAAACACAAGGCGAAUUCUUGCCUAGUGAUAUUUGGGCCGGUAUCAACCAUCUUCCUGCCCGCUAUUCAAUCGACCGACUCGAUGACAAUGACAUGGGGGUCGGCGCCGCUGGUGCUGCUGAAAGUAUUCCGGAUCUGCCGAGGAAAACUGUCGAGGAGGCUUUGAAGAGGUUGAAAGCGAGUGGACGAUAAUUGAUGAACUCAAUCGAUAACGUCCCAAGUCCUUGAGCAUUGUUCGAAAUUGUUCGAAUCGAACCUAUAUCUCCUUAAGGAGCUUGUCAUAGUUAGCUUUUUGUUCUUCUCUGUGGAAGUUCCUCAAACUUGAUACCCCGCGAUUUUGUCUCACGACCGCCAUGAAAUCAACAAUAAAC